ACUCGCUAGACGCUAUUCCGUUGCUUUGGGAACUCUCGUUCUGUUAGAGAAAACAAAUUGUCAUUCAUUGAGAAUAGAAAUGACACGGUCGGAACCGUUUCCAGAGGGCAGUAGCAGUAGCAAAUCCAGUACCAACCACAAUGGACCCCAUCGAAAUAAUACACACGUCAAACUGAAAGCUGCCCAAAUCGUGCUCGGUUUGCUGGUUCUGGUGCUGGUCCGUCCUCGUUUCCGUGAUGCCAACAUUGAGUAUUUCCAAAUAUUUGUGGCCUUCAAUAGCACCCUGUUGACGGCUUUGCUUCUCUGCAACAAAGUUCGUCGAUCGCUCGAGCUGGAUCGUGUUUUCCGAGGACUGGAAUUGUACUACACCGGAACGGUGGCCACGUUGUAUUACAGCACGGCUUUCGGAAUGCUACUCUACUACGUCGGUUAUUACAAUCCCAGAACAAACAUUCUGGCAGGAUUGGUCGGAUUACUGGCCGGUUUUGUGUACGGACACAACUGGUUACUGCUGUACCGGGAACAAGUAUUGACUCGAUUGGCGACGGAUUGUUGUGUACAAGAGUUGGUUUAAUGCAUUGCCAGAAUGGUGGAGGAUUUCUUAUCUUAUCUUGUGUGCACAACGCACAAUCGCAGACCAACCGAUUGCUAUAUUCCAUAUAGCAUGUACGCUUGGUGGAACUCGUAUAACUUUCGUGAUGUUUACUUGAAGAGUUCGUUCUUCGCGAUUCUGUGUGAGUAUCGUUUUUAUUUUUCGAUGUAACCAGAGAUGCCAUUUGUACAGUAUUAUAUGUAUUAUACAGAUUUUUACAUGCGCAUAAAGAUUUCUCAAAAAAAUGGAAAGAACAAAUUAUACUUUUUCGUCUAAGCUCUCCGGUAGUAGUGUAUGUAUUCAGUAGAUUUUUGAAGAUCAGCACUGAUUUAUAAAGAUUUUGUUUAUUUUGGGAGCAGAGAAAAGCCCGAUGGAGAUGAAAUUUGGCAAUCUCUCUCUCCAACAGGCAUAAAACCUCCUCAUCUUUUGUAUCAACAGAUUACAAUGAUCCAACAGAUACAAUAAGGCUUAACACUAAUAAUAAAAACUAAUAGUUAAAACUAAACCUAUAACCCUAUAUCUAGUUGAUGACACCAGGCACUACAGGGCAGCAAGAGAAAAAUUGAUAGGUAAAUGGAUGAAGAAGGUAGGUGGAGGGGGUGGAAAGUAAGCGUGGGCGAACAACGGGGUUAGAAUCGGCAUGUAGAUCUAAUUAGUGAUCGAAAAGAUGGCGGAAGGCGGAGAGAAAGACGGGGUUAGAAUCGGCUAGUAGAUCUAAUUAGUGAUCGAAAAGAUGGUGGAAGACGGAGGAAAGAAGGGAGUGCGAGCGGGUUAGUAUUUGCAAGCGAAUCUGAUUAGUUUCCUACGGUGAUGGGAGAAAGACCUAGUGAGUUGAACAAAACUACAAACGGUUAAAGACAAAUCCUGAUCCUGAGUUAAUCUAACAAGUUACAAUGAAACAAUCGUUUGAUCAUAUUUCAAGUUAGAUGAAAGUCGAAAACAUUGGAGCAGCUAUCGUAUGUUCUGCACAUACUGCAAAAUGUUUCAUUGUAGCCAUAAUUUGUUCGUGCAAUGGGUAAACUCAAGAAACGAUGAGAGCGUAGACAGAUAGCAGAUCCAGGUCAAUAAGCUUACAACGAUCUUUGUAGCUAGAUUAGUGGGAUCCCUCCAAGGUAAAUCGCGCAGAGCGAAUCUCACAAAUUUACGCUGGAUAGCUUCGAUGCGUGCAAUGUCGAUUUGAUAGUGAGGUGCCCAGAUAACAGCUGCAUAUUCUGGCGUCGAACGGACAAGAGCACAAUAUGAUGCCUUAAGACAGUGUACAUUAGUAAAGCUCUUGGUAACACGAAAGCCGAAACCCAAGAUCUUGGAGGCCUUUGAAAUCACAUAAUCGAUGUGACUUUUGAAGUCCAAGAUGCUAUAGUCGUAGGUAAUCAGCGAGCGUUUACGAGUAAACGACAAAACGGAACACU
Molecule: messenger RNA, 2001 nt
Organism: Malaya genurostris
Lineage: Eukaryota; Metazoa; Arthropoda; Insecta; Diptera; Culicidae
Exons: 2
Coding region: 80-574 (164 amino acids)
Source: RefSeq, a predicted model, not a curated record